AUGGAAACAUCUAGCGCCUCUUCUCAACAUGACAACGUUGAACUACCAAAUUUUGCCCCUAACUUGUUCGGCGAACCUCCAUCUAAGUCCGUUAAGAGAUUUGCAAAUUUAAGCGAGCACGAGUUGAAUAAUAAGGUUGAACAAAGACAUUCAGAGAAGACGGAAAAGACAACGAAAUGGUCUGUUUCAACUUUUCGAGGUAAGCCAUCUAUGGUAACAAUUCGACAAUGUUUUCCAGCAAUUUUGUGACAUACAACUUAAUUGGUAAGUGGUAAAGCUAGAGGUGAAAACUAAUUUUCUCCCGUCGAAAGCCAUUUAAAUGUCAGCGAGCAAAACUCCUGCAUUAACUUUUAUCGGCUGCAUGAAUUGAGGGUAAGAAAAGUAACACUUUUUUUAUUUAAAUUCUUGUUGAAAAAAAAUAGACGAUUUUCUUUUUAAGAUUAAAUUUAAUGUUUUUUAUCAUAAGAUUGACAGGCUAUAACAGCAAAAAAUUGCGCGAUCAUUAAACUAAACUGUAAAAACUGCUUCACUGAGUGACUACUCAAUACACAAACAAUGACAUACGGCUUAUAUUUCCACAUUUUCAGUCUUCUGUUUUUGUAGAUUCGUUUAAAAAACAUGAUGAAUUUCAGCUUGGUGUUCAGAGAAAGCAAUACAAACACCGAUUUAA
Messenger RNA from Porites evermanni, 670 nucleotides. Lineage: Eukaryota; Metazoa; Cnidaria; Anthozoa; Scleractinia; Poritidae. The record is from the annotation of a GenBank genome assembly.